Messenger RNA from Dioszegia hungarica, 999 nucleotides. Its product is annotated as putative Hexaprenyldihydroxybenzoate methyltransferase. The record is from RefSeq and is a predicted model, not a curated record. NCBI's taxonomy places the organism in Eukaryota, Fungi, Basidiomycota, Tremellomycetes, Tremellales, Bulleribasidiaceae. Gene Ontology annotation, biological process: ubiquinone biosynthetic process. Gene Ontology annotation, molecular function: 2-methoxy-6-polyprenyl-1,4-benzoquinol methyltransferase activity. The transcript has 4 exons. Bases 1 to 999 code for a protein of 332 amino acids.
AUGAGGAUCGCAGCGAGCAACAUCGCCGGUCCUUCUCGCCUCCGAUCUGCGGUGGUCGCAGCGCGGUCUACCAGCUUCGCAAGCUCAGCGUCAUCUGGGCUAGCUACUACACCCCCACCCUCCUCAUUCAGCACCAUCAACGAUCUCGAGAUCUCCCACUUCUCCCGCCUCGCCUCGGAAUGGUGGUCCGAAACGGGCGAAUUCGCCUUGUUACACCGUAUGAACCCCCCUCGGAUCGAAUACAUGCGACAGCUCAUCGCGUUCGAUCCGCGCUUCGAAUCACCGUGGUCCUUCGCCGCCCGCCACUCUGACAAGGCGCGGGAAAAGGCCAAUGGCGUCGGGCGGUGGCUGACAGGCAAGCGGGUCCUGGAUGUCGGUUGCGGCGGCGGAUUGCUCAGUGAGGCAUUGGCGAGGCUGGGCGGGGACGUUAUAGGUGUGGAUGCGAGCGGGGUGAAUAUCGGGAUGGCGGUAGCGCAUGCAAGGGUCGGGUCGUUGGAGUACAGACAUACGUCCGCGGAGGCGUUGCGGGACGCGGGGGAACAAUUUGAUGUGGUCUGCGCGAUGGAGGUGGUGGAGCAUGUGGAUGAGCCAGGGGAGUUUAUGAAGGCUCUUGGGGAUAUGGUCAAGCCUGGCGGCUACCUAAUCAUGUCCACCAUCUCCCGCACACCUCUCUCCCGCCUCCUCACCCUCACCAUGGCCGAAGACGUCCUCCGUCUCGUCACUCCCGGCACGCACACCUAUACAAAGUACAUCAAACCCGAAGAGAUCCGCCGGUUCGUUCAUUCCGAGAUGGGGGGUUAUGACGUAUGGGAGAAGGAAGAGGAUGCGGGCGACGUGAGGACAGAUGAGGUCGGGAGGACGAGGGGGAUCGUGUAUGAUCCGCUGGGCGGCAAGUGGAGGUUAUGGGGCAGUGGGGUGGAGGGGGGUUGGGGCAAAGGAUUGGGGGAGGGGUGUAAUUACAUGUAUGGGGCCAAGAAGCGGGUGGACGCUGCUAAGUAG